UCAGCAGUAAGAAAGCAGCAUCCUGUAAUCAGGUCACAUUUCACUGAAGACUCAGCAUCCAUCUCUGGCCGUUAGGAGCAGAGGACGCUGUUAGCCAGUCUUCGCUGCUGACCCAUCCCAGAAGAGGAGCGAUGGUGGUCGUGAGGGACAUGGGGCGCCUCCUCGUCCCGCUCGUGAUGCUCGUGGGGGUUUCGAUGGAGGACGACGUGAAGAGCGGGAAAGACGCGGAGAAGAGCGGGAAUUUCAUGGAAGACGAGCAGUGGCUGUCCACCAUUUCCCAGUACAGCCGCAAGAUCAAGCACUGGAAUCGCUUCAGAGACGAUGAUUACAUCAGAUCAUGGGAUGAAAGUCAAGGCUCGAAUGAAAAUGUGGACACCACUAAGGACCCCUGCCAGAAGGUGAAGUGCAGCCGGCACAAGACAUGUGUUGCCCAGGGCUACCAGCGUGCUGUGUGUGUCAACCGCAAGAAGUUGGAAUACAGGCUGAAGCAUCCAGUGUCAGGACAGCAGGAGAACAGCUGCAAGCCCUGCCCUGUGUCUUCUUCUGGACCUGUGUGUGGUUCUGAUGGACAUAAUUAUGCUUCCCAGUGUAAGCUCCAGCAGCAGGCGUGUCUCUUGGGGAAGGAGCUGAGUGUGAAGUGCACUGGUCCCUGCCCAUGUUCCCCAACAGCUGCGCCGAGCACAGAGACAGACAGCAAACACGAGAGCUGCACAGGCCAGGACCUGGCAGAUUUGGGGGAUCGCCUGCGGGACUGGUUCCAGCUGCUCCAGGGCAACGCCAAGCAGAACAGCACGAGCAAGCCUGCAGCCAGCUCUGCAUCAAUUUUGGACCGCACUCUUGUGGCAACCUGUAAGGACUCCAUCGGAUGGAUGUUCUCAAAGCUGGACACUAACAGUGACCUUUAUCUGGACCAGGCUGAGCUAGCCGCUAUUAACUUGGACAAGUAUGAAGUGUGCAUCCGGCCUUUCUUCAACUCCUGUGAUUCCUAUCGUGAUGGCAAGGUGUCCACAGCUGAGUGGUGCCUCUGCUUCUGGAGAGAAAAGCCUCCCUGCCUGGCUGAGCUAGAGAGGAUCCAAAUGCAGGAGGGAGCCAAGAAGAAGCUGGGUACAUUCAUUCCCAGCUGUGAUGAGGACGGCUAUUACAGGAAGCUGCAGUGCGACCAAAGUAGGGGGGAGUGCUGGUGUGUAGACCAGCAUGGAGGAGAGCUAAUGGGCUCCAGAAUCCAUGGCAACCCUGACUGCGAUGAGCUGGCUGGCUACUCAGGUGAUUUCGGCAGCGCGGUGGGCUGGGAGGACGAAGAGGAGAAAGAAACAGAAGACAAUGGCGAGGAGGCUGAAGAAGAGGAGGGGGAGGUGGGGGAAGUGGAUGAUGGUGGAUACAUUUGGUAGACCAAAACAAAAUGGCUGCCUGGUCAAAUAUAGCUUUCCUCUGACCGCUGGUUCAGAGACAGCUCCAUCUCUUGCUGACACAAAAUGGUGGAACCUGGAGGGUUGGACAUCUUUAUACUGCACUCCAAACAGCAUUGACUUGGGGGGAGGGGUGGCUGGGUAAUGAUAGCUAUAGUGACAUUAUGGGUUUGGGAAAGAGUUCCAAUAAUGGUCCUAUAAAUACUUGGGAAACAUCUUUUUUUCUUUGUCAUAUGUGCAAGAGUACUCCUGGUAAAACGUCUAUAGCAUCAGCGAUCACAAGCUCAAAUCUAGAAGCUUGAUAAAUGGACAGAUUUUUUUUCUUUUUAGAUAAACUGGAGCUUUGCCCAUGCUGUACAGUGUGCUUCACUUCAUCUGUGACGUUGGACAUGUUAUGCAAGAAGCAUAAUAAAUAAAUACACACUUUUACCACUAGAUAUUUGGAAAUGGUACAUUUUAGCCUCAGAGUUUUCCAGUAGCCUACAGAUUCAUGUGAUAAAACUGCAAGUGAAAUGAGGUGGGCUAUUACAAGCCUAAUACAUUACGUCAGAUUCUUUGGAUUUUCCAUUUGUCAUCAGUGUGUUCCAUUAAGACCAACAUUAGGUGGGGUCUGGUCACUUCAAACCAUCUGUAUGAUCAUUUCUUGGCCUUUGAAGUGCACAUCAAUUACAGGCUUAAUUGUCCCCAUGUAGCUACGCUGGUUAGAGCACAGCAGAUAUAGAGCUCACUACAAUGACGGCCAAAAGCUAGUGCCAAAAUUACCCUGGAAGCUACAGCCACAUUUCUGCCGUCCUGGUAACCAACACAUUAUCUGGCCACCAACAGCCUCAUCAAUUCAUAGGGCAGCACAAGAAAUAUUCUCUUAUUUGUAAGUGGUCAUUUUUAUGUUGUUCAGCUUGCAUUCAUUUAGUAAUCUGGGAAACUUCAUAACGUGUUUUGUUUGUCACUGCAGAUUUAAGGCCAUUCUGUGAGUAGAGUUAAGUGGACACUGUUGCCUUAUUUUCUCCCUAAUACAUUUCUAUCAUAACACAGUUAUUUGAUAGAAACAUUUUUUUCAAGGCAUUCUGGUGUACUUCAUCAACUAUAAAUCCAACUGAAACUGGAUAUGCUAAAGCAUUACAUUUUAUAUCAUAUAAACAUGUCCUUGUUCUCUUCUAUGAAAUGGAGUCGUCAAUCUUUUAAAACACAUUUUCCAGUCUCAGAUUUCUGCCAUAAUGGAAUCUGCUUAAACAAAAGUAGUUUAAGCUGAAAUGAUUUACCUCUGAGGCAACAGCAUGUCACUAUGAAUACAUGUAUGAAUAGCAGUGUGGAGAAUAAGAUUUGCAACCUGACAAUACUCCCCCCUCAGACACCCAGAGGCAUCAGUCUGUCUUCAUAUCUAUCUGCUAAUCAGAUCCUCUCAUCAUCCAUGGUGAAAUAUGAUUCUGUGUAAUGUUACUAGGUGUAAAUAUUUUUGCUGCAAGGGUUUAUAGUCUUGGUUUACAGUGGAAAAACAAUACAUUCAUAUAUCAUACACUUGCAGUAAGACAUUUUUAGUAUAAACGCUGUUUCUGUGUUUCUGGGAUAAAAUGUCUUUAUAGAUUUUCAGGAUGACUAUGGUGUUAGCUCAUUUAGCAAGAAAUCAUCAUACCCGAGUGAUUUCAUGCAUACAAAAAUACCUGAGCCAUUUGCAAUAAACACGGUGCACUUAUGCUCGCCCACUGAAACAAUGAUGCUAUACUCAGACAUGCCUUGUGAAAACACAGCUCUGAAGAAUGCUUUUCUUGGUCUCUGCUCACCAUGAAGGACAUUAGCAUUGCAUGUAUUACUUCAUAGGCAGAGCUCAAAUGAAUAUGAAUUAUAGAUUUUAUCUGGUAUGGUAAUACAUUCAGAUGGACCCAGACUGGAAGCUCUAAGUAGGACUGCAAGUAUGCAUCUCAUUCGAUGCCAUUUUUAUCUCGGAAAUAAACACAUUCAGCAGAUAAACAGCAGAUAACCUGUAUUUGACAAUGACAUUAUUUUCAGUAAGAACAAGUGAUAAGGUAUUAGUUUGCAUUAAAUGAAAGCUUAAUCUUUAUCCAUAUCACUGUAGCCUGACUGUGAGGAUAUAAUUGUUUUUAUGAUGUCUUACUCAACAGUGUAUAGGAGUGUGCCACCUGAUGCUCUUCAAUGUGGAUUAGCCAGCAUAUGAUUGCAUUGACUAUAAAUACCAUCAUUGUAAAUACUUGGAUUAUACAGAUAAAGUGUAUUUGCCCUGGCAGUUGCAUUAUAUUUGCAUUUAGAUGCAUGUUUUUUGUCCAAAUGUCUUUUUUUGCCUCAGUAUGAUUAUGAUUAAAGGCACUGGGCCCAAGUACUGUA
Colossoma macropomum (tambaqui) is the source of this 3743-nucleotide messenger RNA. RefSeq names its product SPARC (osteonectin), cwcv and kazal like domains proteoglycan 2 (gene spock2). Gene Ontology annotation, molecular function: calcium ion binding; protein binding. Lineage: Eukaryota; Metazoa; Chordata; Actinopteri; Characiformes; Serrasalmidae. The record is from RefSeq and is a predicted model, not a curated record. The coding region runs from base 132 to 1388 and encodes 418 amino acids. The transcript is spliced from 10 exons.